ACAACGAUUUUACUCGAGACGAAGUUUCUAGCUCGACUUCUUCAGCUUUCAAGCCGAAAUCUCUCAGUCUCUGGAUGCUGCUCUCAAGGUUCAAUGUCCGUUCAUUUUCGCCUACGCACGGGCCACAAUAUCCGUUCGUUGCGUUGGCGUUGUGAAACUCGACCUCUUCGUUUGUCUGGCAGCUGUUGCUCCGUUCUCCAACUCAAGAGCUCACACUGAACAAAGAGAUAACCUCUCGCCACUCAUCCAUGGCAUUUCGACGAUUCCCCCCAACUUGCGUUCUGGAGGUGGAGAGGAAAUUUCGCUCGUUUGCAGUCCCCAAACUGACCCGAUGCGGCGGCAUUCCUCAUUUCAAAAGCCUACAGAAGCUUCCAAUCCAAACAAUACGCGACUCUUACUACGACAAAUCGAAUCUCCUCUCGUUGGCUGGAGCCUGGAUCCGGAAAAGAGACGGGCAGUGGGAAGCCAAAAUAAAAAAGGGCGGAUCCUUCACAAAUUCGAGAUUCGAAGAGCUCAACAAUGUCGACGACAUCUCGGCGUACAUCAAACGCACCACUGCCAUCGACGAUACUGCGGCACAAAACUUUGGUCUUGAUCCCAUUGCGGCCUUUUGCACUACGCGUGAAUCGUGGAUAGCCGACGACGAGUUCCAUAUUGUGCUUGAUACCAUGGACUUUGGCCACCAAGUUGGGGAGGUCGAGCUGCAAAAGUCCUUACCGGGGGAAUCGACUGAGCAGCAAAAACAAGAUGAAAUGAAGGUGAUGGAUGAGAGGGUAGCUGCCUUUAUGAAGAUGUAUGCAUGGGCGUUUUCCGCAGGCCAGCCAAAGGGCAAAUUGACGGCAUAUUUUGAGCGUCAGCAGAGAGACUCUGUAUGAGAGAUGGAAAGGUGCCGAAUCACGG
Molecule: messenger RNA, 900 nt
Organism: Trichoderma harzianum CBS 226.95
Lineage: Eukaryota; Fungi; Ascomycota; Sordariomycetes; Hypocreales; Hypocreaceae
Exons: 2
Coding region: 249-875 (208 amino acids)
Biological process (GO): thiamine diphosphate metabolic process; dephosphorylation; thiamine metabolic process
Molecular function (GO): thiamine triphosphate phosphatase activity; magnesium ion binding
Source: RefSeq, a predicted model, not a curated record